UGUUCAUUUCUUUGAGAGAAGGAUGGCGGCUGCCGAUAGACCGUUGCCGCCUUCUGCAGCUGCCGGGCUUCCCCAGCCGUCUGGAGACGCCGGGCGGCCUUCCGCGCAUAUGGCGGCGCUCAUCUUGGCCCGCGGGGGCAGCAAAGGGAUCCCGCUGAAGAACAUUAAGCUGCUGGCUGGAGUCCCGCUUAUUGGCUGGGUGUUGAGGGCAGCCCAGGACUCCGGCGUCUUCCAGAGCGUCUGGGUUUCCACCGACCACGAAGAAAUAGAGAAAGUGGCCAAGCAGUUUGGGGCGCAAGUCCAUCGAAGGAGCUCGGAAGUGUCCAAAGAUUCCUCUACCUCCCUGGACGCUAUUGUGGAGUUUCUUCAGUAUCAUGACGAGGUCGACAUCGUAGGAAACAUCCAGGCCACCUCUCCGUGCCUGCACCCCACCGAUCUGAUCCGAGUGGCCAAAAUGAUCCGAGAGGACGGCUUCGACUCUGUCUUUUCUGUAGUGAGGCGACAUCAGUUUAGGUGGAGUGAAAUCAAAAAAGGAGUGUGUGAGGUGACGAAACCGCAGAACCUGAAUCCGGCAAAACGUCCCCGGCGCCAGGACUGGGAUGGGGAACUUUAUGAAAACGGUUCAUUUUAUUUUGCCAAACGGUCGCUGAUUGACAAGGGGUACUUACAGGGUGGGAAGAUGGCUUAUUACGAAAUGCGGGCCGAGCACAGUGUGGAUAUCGACGUGGACAUCGACUGGCCGAUCGCUGAGCAAAGAGUCUUGCGGUUCGGCUAUUUUGGAAAAGAGGCUCUGAAAGAGGUGAAGCUGCUGGUUUGCACCAUCGACGGAUGCCUGACCACCGGCCACAUCUAUGUGUCUGAAGACGGAAAAGAGGUCCUUUCUUACGACGUCAGGGAUGCUGUCGGAAUUCAGUUGUUACAGCAAAGGGGUGUUGAAGUGCGGCUGAUCUCUGAACGGAACUGCUCACCCAAGACGCUUUCUUCCAUGAAGCUGGGCUGCGUGGCAGAAGUAGGCGUGGCCAACAAGCUGCCCAUUGUCGAGAAAUGGAGGACGGAGCUGAACCUGUGUUGGAAGGAAGUGGCGUACUUAGGCAACGAGGAAUCAGACGUGGAGUGCUUGAAGAAAGCCGGCAUGAGCGCCGUCCCCGCUGACAGCUGCCCGGCUGCUCAGAAAGCCACGAACUACAUUUGCAAAUGUAACGGUGGCCGUGGUGCGAUCCGGGAGUUUGCGGAGCACAUCUUCCUUCUGAUGGAAAAAGUGAAUUCAGCGGGAAAGAAAGUGUGAUCACAAACCCCUGAAGCUGCUUCCACUGUAGGGGAAGGAAGAAAGCGUCGCCUUAUUCUUUCUCUCUGCUGGUUUCUCUGUCGUUUACGGGCGGCUUUGGUUUUGACAUUUCAGAAAUCCAAAGAGCAUUGCUGAGAAAUGCGAAGCACGAUAUAUAUAUAUAUAUAUUUUCCCCCAAGCACUUAAAAGUUAAUUUCCAACUGCU
Molecule: messenger RNA, 1490 nt
Organism: Heteronotia binoei (common prickly gecko)
Lineage: Eukaryota; Metazoa; Chordata; Lepidosauria; Squamata; Gekkonidae
Gene: CMAS
Product: cytidine monophosphate N-acetylneuraminic acid synthetase
Exons: 8
Coding region: 23-1285 (420 amino acids)
Molecular function (GO): N-acylneuraminate cytidylyltransferase activity
Source: RefSeq, a predicted model, not a curated record